GUUGUUCAGCAUGGCUAGUACUAGAGUCGGCUGUGAUUUAGUCUGUAUCCAGAGAGCACAGCCGGUAUAAUAAUCAUGCCUGUUUUACCAGUUCCUCUUUUACCACACCUUCCACUGACAAUUGGAUGGCCCAAUUCUGAUUCUCUUUGAUUAAAAAAAAUGAUGCAAUUGAUAAUUGCACAUGCAAUGUUUGCACUAUAGAAAAUCCAAGGUCCUACGGAUAUAGUGCCCUUCGAACCAUUUAUCUUUGGCAUUUUUUCAUGAAUGCGCUAAUAACGGAGUUAUAUCUCGAAACAAUUGCGUGGUCCACCCUGUAUAUACAACAUUCAAUGACUGUUUCAUCUUUAAUAAAUUAAAAACAUAAUAUGCACGAAGAUCAAAUCACUGCUAACUGUAUUGAAAACGAUCAGGUUCUUGUCUUAUUCAAGUUCUAUAAUCGUUUUUUUAAGGGAGAUUGAUGUUUAAAUAAAAUGGAGAUUUUAGAAUUGAAGGAUGUAAAGGCUGUGCCGGAUAUAAUUCAUCCCUAUCCGGACAGAGUAAAGACUGAAGCAACUCCACUCGUCUUUGAUAAUGGGUCAUAUAACUGUAGAGUUGGAUGGGCAACAGAAAAGGAACCUCAGUUAAUAUUUAAAAAUCUUAUUGCAAAGCCAAGGAAAGAACGGGGCAAGAAGGAUGGCGAGCCUCAGGUUGGAAAUGACAUAGCAAACAUUGAAGCUGUUCGAUUUCAAUUAAAAACGCAAUUUGACAGAAAUGUAGUAACACAUUUCGAAGCCCAAGAACAGAUAUUUGAUUACACAUUUACUCAUAUGGGAAUAGAUACAGAAGGCUCUAUAAAUCACCCAGUUAUUUUAACUGAGGCAUUUCUGAAUCCUAAUUAUUCAAGAAAUUUGAUGGCAGAGCUGUUAUUUGAAUGCUAUAAUGUACCUGCAAUCGCGUAUGGAGUGGACUGUUUAUUUUCUUAUCAACACAAUAACUGUCCACCGGAUGGUUUAAUAAUUAGCAUUGGAUAUCAUACCACACAUAUAAUACCCAUAUUAGAUGGUAAAGCAGAUCCUGUUAAUUCAAGGAGGAUCAAUGUUGGUGGAUAUCACAUUACAUCUUAUAUGCAUAGACUACUGCAACUAAAAUAUCCAGUGCAUGUAAAUGCUAUCACACCUAGUCGAGCAGAGGAAUUAAUUCAUGAACAUUCAAUGAUAGCUUUAAAUUACCAAGAAGAAAUUUCUAAAUGGGCAGAUCCGGAUCAUUAUGAUGCAAAUGUGUUAAGGGUACAAUUACCUUAUAUUGCUCCUUCAAGUGCUCCUGGUUUAACAGUGGAGCAACAGAAGGAGAGAAAACGGGAGUUAGCUAGAAGAUUAAUGGAAAUAAAUGCACGGAAAAGAGAAGAAAGGUUAGCAGAAGAUGAAGAGCAGCUGAAUCAGUUAUUAGCUGUUCAAGAUUUACUAGAAGAAGGAGAAACUGACGAGUUUGAUCAAGCAUUAAAAACCUAUUCUCUUGCGAAUGAAGCGGAUUUAAUAAAAAUGAUUAAUAAUUUACAAGCAAAAGUAGAACGAACCCGACAGAAAAUAGUCGCAGCUAAUUCACAGGAAGAAAACAUUGCAAUGGAGGAACAGAAGCCGAAAAUCAAAUCAAGUUUGCAGCCGAAAGAUCAGCAGGAUUUUGAUGAAUGGAUAGCUGGUGUAAGAAAGAAAAGGCAAGAAAUAUUGGAAAAACGAAUGGCGAAGAGGCAACGCAGACAAGAUAUGGCAAAACGUAGAACAGCAGCCGCGCAAGAAAGAAUGCGUAUAAUAAGUCAAUUAGCAAGAAAAGAGAAACGCGAUGAUGAUUUUGGUAUGAGAGACGAAGACUGGGACGUUUAUAAAGUUAUCAACAGGGAAGGUGGAGAUUCAGAUUCAGAAUUAGAACAAGAAAAGCUCCUGGAACUGGAGGACGUAUUAAGACAUCACGAUCCAGAAUUCGAUGGAGCUGGAUCGAACGUUCCCCUGGUACCCGGAGAAACCCAUCAGUUACACGUGGGAGUGGAACGCCUGAGAGCUCCAGAAAUAUUAUUUCAACCAUUCAUGAUUGGUUCCGUGGAAGCAGGCAUUGCUGAAACAAUAGAAUUUGUGUUGAAGCUUUAUCCAGCCGAAAUGCAGGCACGUCUCGUAGGAAACAUAUUUCUCACCGGUGGACCGGCAAAAUUUCCUGGUUUAUUAGAGAGGUUGAAUCGCGAGCUCCGUGAAAUCCGACCGUUUGGUUCCAAUUUUCAAAUAAAUAUCGCCAAGAAUACCAGCAUAGACGCAUGGUACGGUGCUAGAGACUUUGGCUUAAAUGGAAACCUCCCAGAAUUUUUAGUAAGCAAGAAGGAAUACGAAGAGAAGGGUGGUGAAUAUUUUAAAGAACAUUUGACUAGUAAUACUUACACCAGAUCUCCUGAUCCAUUGCCCGCCGUGCAAGCUCCUGUAACCUCGGAACAGGUCGUCGUCGAGGAUGCCGUUGUCGAUGUUGAAAUGGAAUGAAAGACAAGAAACAUUUUAUAUAAGAUCCUGUUAGAAAAUAAAUUUCACUGAAAACAAAGAAACAGAUUUAUGAAAGGGGAAACAGUUAUCUUUAUGGAUAUCUACUUUAUUACACAAGUGUUUUCGUUUGUUCAUUCAAUCACGAACAAACUACAUUGUAGUCUGUUUACUGAUCACAAUGUACAGUUCCCAAAUCAUCGUAUCUCAUCGUUCGAAGAUAAUUAUGCGGGGUACAUUUUGCUUCUUCAUUUUAGUUUUAGUUUUUUUUUUUCUUAUUCGUCGAGAAUAAUCGACAUCCGCUUGUUGGACAUUUCUCAAGCUUAAAAAAAAAAAAAAAAAGAAAAAA
Osmia lignaria (orchard mason bee) is the source of this 2841-nucleotide messenger RNA. RefSeq names its product Actin-related protein 5 (gene Arp5). The record is from RefSeq and is a predicted model, not a curated record. Lineage: Eukaryota; Metazoa; Arthropoda; Insecta; Hymenoptera; Megachilidae.